UCCGCCGGCCGUCACGCCUUCACAAAACCCCGCACUCAUCCACUUAUAACACAUUCACCUCACCCUAGCCACAAUAAACCACCGCUUGCAACCAUCCUUCUGUCUCCUUUGGGUCUGUACGCCGCCCUUCCCCGGGCUAAUUCCUCACAACUGGUGGAGGAUGCGGGCAUAGUACAGACCCGCCUACUACAAGACAAAAAAAAAAAACACAAAAAAAAAAAAAAAAAAAAUUAUAAAUAAACCCGCGAAAGAGAGAGAGGGGGGAAAAAAAAAAAAAGGGAACCCCACAAAAUGGACCACACCCUGCAACACCUGCUGGAGACCAGCCUCCAGCAGCACGCCGUGACACAGCGGCUCGCCGAAAGCCUUCAGGUCGCCACACAGACACUGAUCGCCAUGAGGACUGAGACCCCCGCCGCCUCCAUGCCUCUCCCCGACGCAACCAGCGAGAUCCGCCGCCUACUACCCCCCCUUGGCCCCGAAGAGGACCUCGAGGCGUACUUCGAGACCUUCGAGAGUAUCGCCCGCCGGGAGGGGUGGGACAGUGACGACUGGCCCCGUGCCCUUGGUCCCCUGCUCACGGGAGAGGCCCGAACAGCCUACUAUGCCCUCGAGCCGGAGGAGGCCACGGACUACCUGGCGAUGAAGGAGGGAGUCCUGGCGUGGUGUGGCCGAACCCCUGGCCAGGCAGCUACUGAAUUCCAUCGUUGGGUUUAUCGAUCAGGUGCCCGACCACGUUGCCAGAUGAACGCCCUCAUACGGAUCACCAAACGAUGGCUCCGACCGGAUCGGCAUACCGCCUCGGAGGUGGCGGAGAAGGUGGCGGUCGACCGUUUCCUGAGAGCGCUACCCCGGGCAGAGAGACAGGCCGUGGGGGCCCACGCCCCAACUACGCCCCAGGAACUCCUGACUGCCCUGGAGCAAACCUUGGCCACCCUGGAGCUCGACUCCGGGGAGCAGCAGCACCUCGAUCGGCCCCUCGGUGCCCAGGGCCCCCGGUCUGACCGCCAGACCCGGCCCCGCAUCUGGAGGAACCCCCAGAGGGCGCCCACUUGUGAACACCCCCGAGACGAGCCCAUGCCUACAGAGCCGGAGAGGGAAGCCGCCCGGCUGCUUACAAAACCAUGGCUGGCAGGCUGCGCCCUCCAUCAGCAGCAACCGCCGGAGGCGCCCUCCGUGACGGUGUGGGUCGAAGGGAGACCGGUAACCGCCCUACUGGACACCGGGAGCACGGUGACCCUUGCCCAACCCUCCAUCCUGCCUGAGGGGCGCCGCCCAAGCGGGACGCUUACCGUGACAUGCGUCCAUGGGGACACCCGGGAGGUCCCCUCAGCUGAGGUCCAGAUCCGGAGCGAAGCCGGCACCUGGCCCCUCCAGGUCGGAAUCAUCCCCGAACUCCCCGUGCCCCUCCUCCUGGGACGAGACUGGCCAGGAUUCCGGGUGGUACCGAGAGCCGAGCCCCGGAGACCGCGGCGGCGGGGGAAGGGGAUCCCAACCUGGCCGGCCUACCUGGCCCAGGACGACGGAGAGGCCCCCUCAGAAGGUAAGACCCCCCAAACUACUAACUCUCUGGCGUCUGUCUUUCCCCAGGUAAACCGGGAGGGGAAGUUCAGCCGGGAGCAGAAGGAGGAUGACCGGCUGAAGCACUGCUGGGCCCAGGUACGGGUGAUGGAGGGGGUCGACCAGAGCCCAGACCUGAGGCUCCCCACAUCGUACUUCCUCGUCCGAGGGGGGCUCCUGUACCAACGGGCCUGCCGCCGCGGGGAGCAGGUGGACCUACUGGUGGUGCCCCGAGCCAAGACAGCCGUCUUAUUACACCUAGCCCACACCCAUCCCCUCGGCGGCCACCUGGGGGCCCGAAAUACCCUGGAGAAACUGCGGGACCGCUUCGUGUGGCCCAGGAUGGAGGCGGAGGUCCGGGCCUUUUGCCAACAGUGCCCGCAGUGCCAACACACUGCCCCGCGGAGGCCCCCGCCGGCGCCCCUGAUACCCCUGCCCAUCAUCGGCGUCCCGUUUGAGCGAGUGGGCAUGGAUCUUGUGGGGCCCCUACCCAAGUCUGCCCGGGGCCAUGAAUACAUCCUGGUCCUGGUCGACUACGCCACUCGGUACCCUGAGGCGGUGCCGCUCCGCAAGGCCACCUCGCAAAACAUCGCCAGGGAGCUGGUACUCCUCUUCAGUCGAGUGGGGAUCCCCAAGGACGUGUUGACCGACCAAGGUACGCCUUUUGUCUCGAAGCUAAUGGCGGAUUUGUGUCGUAUGUUACAGGUGAAGCACCUCCGGACGUCCGUCUACCACCCCCAAACCGACGGACUUGUUGAGAGGUUCAAUCAGACCCUCAAGCGGAUGCUGCGCCGGGUGGUGGACGAGGAGGGGAGGAACUGGGACCUCCUCCUCCCCUAUGUACUCUUUGCCGUUCGGGAGUGCCCCCAGGCGUCCACGGGCUUCACGCCCUUCGAGCUCCUGUUCGGGCGGCGGCCGCGGGGAUUGUUGGAUGUAGCCCGCGAAGCCUGGGAGGAGCAACCAUCCCCCUUCCGCUCCGUCGUCGAGUACGUGCAGGACAUGCAAGCAAGGAUUGACAGGGUGGGCCCCAUCGUCCGGGAGCACAUGCUGGCGGCGCAGGAGGAGCAGAAGAAGGUAUACAACCGCCCCGCACAGCCCCGGGAAUUCCAGCCGGGGGACCGGGUCCUCCUAUUAGUGCCCAGCAGCGCCUGCAAGUUCCUCGCCCGGUGGCAAGGUCCAUACACUGUCCUCGAGCGCCGGGGCCCAGUCAACUACCGCCUACAGCAGCCCGGUAAGCCGAAGGACGGGAAGCUAUACCAUGUAAACCUGCUGAAAAAGUGGGUGGAACCAACCCCGGUGGUGUCGGCGUUCGCAGCUCAGGACUCGGACCGGGGCAAGGAUACCUUGGUCGGCUUCGGGGAGGACCUCACUCCCACCCAAAGACAGGAGCUUACCGAGCUGAUCGACCAGUUUGCAGAUGUGUUUUCGGCUGCCCCGGGAAUGACUCAGCUGGUCCAGCAUGAAAUCAAGACUCCUCCCGGUGUAGUGGUGAGACAAAGGCCAUACCGUGUCCCCAAGGCCCGGCGCCAGGCCAUCGAGGAGGAAGUCAGUCGCAUGCUGCGGGACCACAUCAUCGAGGAGUCCAGCAGCCCCUGGUCCAGCCCCAUCGUCGUCGUGCCGAAGCCGGAUGGAAGCAUGAGGAUAUGCAAUGACUUCCGGAGGCUGAACCAGGUGUCUGAGUUUGACAGCUACCCCCUCUCCAGAGUGGACGACCUGAUCGAGAGGCUGGAGAGAGCCCGAUUCAUAUCGACCCUGGACCUCACCAAAGGCUAUUGGCAAGUGGCGCUCGCACCGGAGGCAAGGCCUAAGACAGCCUUUAGCACGGCUACCGGCCACUGGCAGUACCGGGUUCUCCCCUUUGGGCUGCACGGGGCGCCCGCCACGUUCCAGCGGCUAAUGGACAUCCUCCUGCGACCCCACCGACAGUUUGCCGCGGCCUACCUGGACGACGUGGUCAUACACUCCUCCACCUGGGCUGACCACCUGUUCCACCUCAGGGAGGUCCUGAAAGCCCUCCGGGAGGCCGGCCUGACGGCGAACCCAAAGAAAUGCCACCUAGGGCUGACGGAAGCCCAGUACCUGGGAUACCGCAUCGGACGGGGGAUGCUGAAGCCCCAACAAAAAAAGAUUGAGGCUGUGAAGGACUACCCACGUCCGACGUCGAAAAAACAGGUACGUGCCUUCUUGGGAUUGGCGGGCUACUACCGCAGGUUCAUGCCUAACUUUUCUGCUGUAGCCUCUCCCCUCUCAGACCUUACAAAGAAGGGCCAGCCGGACCAGGUGAGGUGGACAGCCGAUGCAGAAAGGGCCUUCCAGGCCCUAAAAGAGGCCCUCACCAGCGCGCCGAUACUCCGCAACCCGGACUUUGACCUCCCGUUCACUGUACAUACUGAUGCUUCCGAGACAGGGCGCCGUCCUCUCCCAGACCUUCGACGGGGAAGAACACCCAGUCCUCUACAUCAGCCGGAAGCUGUCCCCGGCCGAGAGGAAGUAUGCGGCGGUCGAGCGGGAGGCACUAGCAAUAAAAUGGGCCAUCGAGGAGCUGCGAUACUAUCAGGCGGGCAGGCACUUCAUCCUCAUAACAGACCACGCCCCCCUGCAGUGGAUGGCCAAGGCGAAGGACACCAACGCCCGGGUAACCCGCUGGUUCCUCGCCUUACAAGACUUCUCCUUUCAGGUUAAGCACCGGGCGGGGGCCCAGCAUGGUAACGCGGAUGGGCUCUCACGACGAGACGCCCUCUGGGCCCACCACCGAGCGGCAGUAGGCUCGGAGCUGAGGGGGGGGACGCCGGCCCGGGAAAACCCCCAGAGAGUUUCAUAUUCUAUGUGAAGAGAAAGAACAUGUGUGCAGCUUGUGUGGCGUGGAAAACACAUGGCCGUACAAGGACCUCUCAAGCUCCAUCAGGUUGGAUGGGGAGCGUCGAUGCACAGCUAUUUUCAGAUCUCUCCAGAGAUGUUCAAUCGGUUCAAGUCUGGGCUCUGGCUGGGCCACUCAAGGACAUUCACGGUGUUGUCCUGUAGCCACUCUGUUAUCUUGGCUGUGUGCUUAGGGUCGUUGACCUGUUGGAAGAUGAACCUUCGCCACAGUCUGAGGUCCAGAGCGCUCUGGAGCAGGUUUUCAUCAAGGAUGUCUCUGUACAUUGCUGCAUUCAUCUUUCCCUCGAUCCUGACUAGUCUCCCAGUUCCUGCCGCUGAAAAACAAUCUCACAGCAUGAAGAUGCCACCACCAUGCUUCACUGUAGGGAUGGUAUUGGCCAGGUGAUGACCGGUGCCUGGUUUCCUGCAGACAUGACGCUUGCUAUUCAGGCCAAAUAAUUCAAUCUUUGUUUCAUCGUGGUCUGAGAGUCCUUGGACUUCAUGGCUUGGUUUGUGCUCUGACAUGCAUUGUUAACUCUGGGACCUUAUAUAGACAGGUGUGUGUGCCUUUCCAAAUCAUGUCCAAUCAACUGAAUUUACCACAGGUGGACUCCAAUCGAGUUGUAGAAACAUCUCAAGGAUGAUCAGUGGAUGAUCAUUGUUAUGGGAGAUGAGUGGUUGUACGGAUAAGUUUUUUUUUUUAUAUAUAAAUGGCAUCCCUUUAUUGUAUACUUUAUGGAGUUACAUAAACUCCCACUUAAUUUUUUGUGCCUGCAGGGUUUUACAAAAUCUAUAUAACCAGCGACAGUUAUUGGGUAGCCAUGAUGAGCCAGGGGGGUGGGGGGCAGGUUUGUUUUCGGUGUUUUGUACUUUUAAUUUUGUUUUCCUUUGUUAGUAUAAAAAGGAAAAAAAAAACGUGAAAGAUUGCUGCUGUGCGUUACUCUUUGUUUUUUCUUCUCAGUGAAAUAUUUGGGGGAAAAAGAAAAGAGAAAAGAAAUGUUCAGCAGACAAGUCCAGUGGAAAUGAAACUGGAGAUUGUUUGUGUGAGCUGAACUUAAAAAUAAAAUAAAAAUAAUAAAAAGGAUUAUCAGUGGAAACAGAAUGCUCCUGAGCUCAAUUUUGAGUGUCAUGGCAAAGGCUGUGAAUACUUAUGAGUGAGACCAGUGUCCUUCUCAGAGUGGGAAAAAAUCAACUCGGGGGAGGUGCGGAGAGGAGAAGUUCUGGGAAAACCCAGAGAAAAAUUCCUAGAUGUGAAAGAGAUGUUGGAGGUAGCCUGGUCCUGAU
This is a messenger RNA of Ictalurus punctatus (channel catfish), 5700 nucleotides long. RefSeq names its product ferredoxin reductase (gene fdxr). The record is from RefSeq and is a predicted model, not a curated record. NCBI's taxonomy places the organism in Eukaryota, Metazoa, Chordata, Actinopteri, Siluriformes, Ictaluridae. Gene Ontology annotation, biological process: ubiquinone biosynthetic process; DNA integration; proteolysis. The coding region runs from base 292 to 4242 and encodes 1316 amino acids. Gene Ontology annotation, molecular function: aspartic-type endopeptidase activity; nucleic acid binding. The transcript is spliced from 3 exons. Gene Ontology annotation, cellular component: mitochondrion.